Messenger RNA from Arctia plantaginis, 498 nucleotides. Lineage: Eukaryota; Metazoa; Arthropoda; Insecta; Lepidoptera; Erebidae. The record is from the annotation of a GenBank genome assembly.
AUGCUUAAGAUUAUAUUCGCAAUAAUUAUUUUUGCUGCGGUGGGGGCCGAUUGUAAAUCGUUCAUCAUAUCUGGACCAACAUGGAAGAACGAAAGGAAAGCGUGUGCAUCAGGCGGUGAACAUCACAAUUCAUACACAUUCUACUUGGGUACACUAUCAGACUACAGUGCAACAUACGAAGAGAUCACAGGCAUCGCUGACACGAUUGUUGCCGAAGGUGACUUAACAUUGACGACUGGCAAAGCAGGUACGGUGCCUCGUUCGGAAUUGCACUUGUCAGAAUAUUCGCAGUCUUCAGAUUAUAAACAAUUCAGGGGAAGUUGGAGAAUGGAGUCCUACCGAGGAUGGGCGUCUCAGAUUGUAGAGAUGGUGCUUACGGUAAAAUUUUACAACAGUGGCAAAAUAUAUAUGGAUUCUUACGUGUCUGCCGGCUCGUGGAUGUCAGUCACUUGUGCAGAUACAAAAGCUUAUGUAGAGAGAAUCAAGGUGUCGCUGUAA